UCUCUGUUUGUGUUUUUCUGAAAAAUGCUAUAUAUUUAUUUCAUCUUCGUGGUUAAGGAAUUUUCAAUCUUGUGUAAGGGCGAGUUAAGGUUGUGUGCUUUGUUACCUCUGUUUGUUCUCGAAAGCCUGCAAAGACAUGGACAGCUCAUGCGGUCAUGCCUCUUCUCUUCCGUGGCUCUGUGGUCCGUAGUCAGCGCCAGACGCCCAGAGCCCCCGACAAGCACCGGACACUCGCUCGCGAAUAGCCUUGGCGGGCCUUUAAAAGGGCGUCCCCGCAAAUACGCCACCCCACACGGAUCGAAAACGAAUUACCCUCGGUGCCCUCCCUCUCGGCGGCGGCGCAAGUCCCCUUCAUCUCCGGCGCGGCAAAUGGCAGGUGGCAGGGUUGCACAUGCUACCCUCAAGGGCCCCAGCGUGGUGAAGGAGAUCUUCAUUGGACUGACCCUGGGUCUGAUCGCUGGAGGUAUGUGGAAGAUGCACCACUGGAACGAGCAGAGGAAAACUAGAUCCUUCUACGACAUGCUUGACAAGGGCCAGAUCAGCGUCGUCGUCGAGGAGUAGUUCCCACGUGUCACCUCAGAAGUUUUUUUUUCCAGUUGUUUUUGAAAACUCACUCUGGAGGGCACGACAAAGUGAAUGCUGUGGAGAUUUGGCUUGAAAAUAAGCAUAACCAUUUGAGAACACCAGCUUCUGUUGAAUUGUCUUUUCUUGUCAUGACUAUUUGAGCAUGUCCGUGUCGUAACCAAACAUCUGAUCUACUUUACAAUAUGUUUUAUGUGAUCUUUGCGAUUAA
Messenger RNA from Zea mays, 793 nucleotides. RefSeq lists its product as uncharacterized. The record is from RefSeq and is a predicted model, not a curated record. The transcript is spliced from 2 exons. NCBI's taxonomy places the organism in Eukaryota, Viridiplantae, Streptophyta, Magnoliopsida, Poales, Poaceae. Bases 25 to 561 code for a protein of 178 amino acids.